Lucilia cuprina (Australian sheep blowfly) is the source of this 2237-nucleotide messenger RNA. RefSeq names its product inverted formin-2. The transcript has a single exon. The coding region runs from base 487 to 861 and encodes 124 amino acids. The record is from RefSeq and is a predicted model, not a curated record. Lineage: Eukaryota; Metazoa; Arthropoda; Insecta; Diptera; Calliphoridae.
UAGAUAAUAAAAUAUGAAAGUCAUGCUGAUUCUAAAUCAGUAUAUAAUGCAAACAUUUUGAAAAGAUAAAAAAUAUUUAGGUUGUAUUUCUCGCAUUUAUUUCCGUUCUCAUUAGAAUUAUACUGAUAGCAAUGGUUACUGACCAAUGCCUUACACACACACAACGCUUAACAAUACUAUGUGACUGAUAACAAUUAAAUGAAAAUAGUGACAGGGUAACAGGUUGCCUAAGCUAAGUCUGGGUUUAAAUGAUAAGAUAUUGAACAAAAAUAUUUUUUUAUAAUUUUUAUUCACACAUAAUUACUAACUGAUUGAUUUGUAAGUUUUCUUAUCUAAUUAGAUAUUUUAUGAAAAAAGUACCCCAAAUUUAUGUGAUCAAAUGACAAAAGCAAACAAAUUCAGUUUGUCCGUAGCAGUCAACGUUAAAAGUAGGUUUUCUCUUUUAAGGGAAAAUCUUUAAUUCAAAAAAACUUCCCUUUUAACACUAUGCCUCCUCCAGGCCGUGUCGGUUUUGGUGGUCCACCACCUCCCUAUAACAGAGGUCCACCUGGUUGGGGUCCUCCACCACCAAGACCUGGUCCUUCAGUUGGAGUCAAUGUAAACGUGAACACCAGACCACCACCGCCGAUAGGUGGAGUUGUUGUGGUAGGUGGUAUGGCUCCUCCACCUUUAAUAAUAGGUGCUUCUAUGGCACCACCACCUUCAACAACGGUAGUAGUAGGAGGUGGUGCACCACCACCACCACCAUCAUCAACAGUAGUUGUAGGCUCUCAGCCAUCCCAGGCAUCUGUGAUUGUUAAUCAACCUCCACGUCCUCAGGCGGUCGUAUAUACUAGCGGCGGUUGUUGCACUAUAUUGUGAAAAUUUGAUUUUGUUUUAUAUACAUUUAGUUGUAGUUGUAAUUUAUGUUGUAAGUGUAAUGUGAUGUGUAUAUACAUUAUAAUUUGUGGUAUUACUUUACUUUUAGUUUAAUAAAAUUCAAUUUAAGAAAAAAAAAUUGUGAAAAAAUCUAUUUCAAAAGCUGAAAAUAAAACUUUCAUCAAUAAUGCUAUUGUGGCAAUGUGUUUGUUAAUAACUUAAGUUUAUGUGUUCUGUUCUGAAUCAUCUAUCUGUUCUUUAAUACGAAAUUAGAAAAAGCAAUUUAAGUAUACGAAAAAAAGCACAUGAUUGUAUAUAUUGGCAACAUUUGCCAUAGAAAAAUAUAAUUUAGAAGUUAUACCUUGAGGCAUCAAUAUAAAAAUGACAUGCAAUUGUAGUCAUUGCCUUUUUUGUAUAAUAUAAAUGGGAGUUCAUAUGAAUAUUGUUAUAAAAAUGUAUAAAAAGCUGCAACAAAUGCAAAAUGUUUAUGUUAGAACCCAAUCAAAUUUGGGACAGUUUUUUUGGGUACAAUAUUAUGUUGCAAAAUGAACAUGAUAAACAAAUGACUCAAUUUGGGUAGAAAAGAAAAUUAAACAUAUAUUCCAUUUAAAUUAAAAAAUAGUACCGUUUUGGUACCAAAACAGUAUUUGUUUUAGUAAAAAUUUUAAGGUACUUUAAAGUUAUCAAAUGUUUUGGAAAAUUUAGGAAAAUCCAAUGUGACUAACACUUGCUGUAUUUUGCUAUGUGAAAGGUAUCAAAAAAGUACUAUCGACACUAUAUUGUCCAUUUCCACUCUGGUAUUUAAAGCAAAAAAUAAGAACAUGUUCAAUGAUAAAACUUGCUGUGGAAAAAAAGAAACAUGCUGUUGCAACUAGAGAAAGAGAAUUAAAACGAACAUUGAAAUGCAGUCAUACAUACACCCACUGGCACACAUACUCACAUACAUAUACAUAUAUAUUAAAUGCACUCACAGUGGACAGACAAAGAUAUGCACGUUUAAACAAGAGUAUACAUGUCAAAUAGAAAUUAGCAUGAAUAUGCAUAUAACAGUGAAUGCAAUACAAACAAGUGCAAAAAAAAAAUGAAAAUAAAAUUAGAAUAACAACAAAGAAAGAAAGUAGAAAAAAUGCAAAUUGAAAAAUUGGAAAUUAUUUUUGAUAUUCAAGCAAACUUACACAAAAAUACACCAACAAACAUAAAUAAUACAACUAAGUGGUAAUAGGGACAAGGACACCUUUGAUAUAAAACUUUGUUGUGGGUGUUCUAAAAAAAUAUAUAUAUACAUAUAAUUAAAAUUUUUCAUUUUAACAUAAAUUUUAUAUUUUACAUUACCACUUUUUUCAGGGUUAAUUCUUCCUCAGCAAAUACUGGGGUCAUAC